AUGAAGACAUGUGCCAUAUUUCUGGCAGCUCUGCUGCUCCCCAGCAUCCAAGCAGUGUGUCCAGAUAAAGAGCCAGGACUACAGCCAUGGAUGCCAGGACACAGUGUAGACCACCGGGUGACAAUUGGCUACGGCAGGAAGGUCCUCCUCACUACUUCAGCUACGGUCCACUCCAUUGAGAUUCUCAACGGUGGAAAGUUGGUGAUUGCUGACACCAACCGGCCCAUAUUGCUUCGAACAAAACACAUUUUGAUUGGGAGCAAGGGGGAGCUACACAUUGGGAGCCCAGACUGUCCUUAUAGAGGCAAUCUCACCAUCUCCCUAUUUGGAAGAUUGGAUGACAGUGAUCAGGAACACAGCUACUUUGGGAGGAAGUACCUUGGAGUGGGCACAGGGGGGACAUUAGAGAUCCAUGGAAAAAACAAACUGUCAUGGACGUUCCUCAACAAAACCCUUCACCCCGGAGAGAGCAACCAAAACAACUACCUGUUUCAGAGAAGCUGGGGCAACCGAGGCAUCAUUAUCCAUGUCAUCGAUCCCAAGACCGGAGACGUGCUACACGACGACAGGUUUGACACAUACCGCAGUAAGGAUGAGAGUCGUCGCCUUGCGAAGUAUGUGGACGGUGUGGGAGUGGGUCUCAUACUGGCCGUGGUGGUCAAUGACGAGGGUUCCAACAACUUGGAGGAAUCUGCCAAGAAGAGCCUCUCCAAACUUGGCAGUCAGCAAAUCAGCAGUCUGGGAUUUCGACAUCCCUGGACUUUUAUAGUGACUAAAGGUGACACUUCUUCAGUAGUGGAGGAUCACGCUGUCUAUCAAGGGACCAAGGCCUCCUCAGAGGCCCGGAGCUCACGUGUCUUUCGAUCCACUUAUGGGGAACAUUUCACCAUCACCACCUGCAGCCAGUGGGUACAAGAGGCAGAGUGGACGGAAUGGUUUGACAGGGAUGAUGAGAGGGGAUCUGGAGACUGGGAGAAACUGUCUGACCUGCACGAGGCCUAUCCAGACCGAUUGUGUGGCAGUCCGAUGGAUAUACAGGCUGAAACCCAUGAUGGUAUACCAUCCAACCAGACAGGAGAUGUGAUCCACAAGAAUGACAAGGACUACGGCUUUGUCUGCCUCAACAAGGACCAGGCUCAUGGCCUCUGUCGCAACUACAGGGUCCGCUUCCUCUGUGGGAAACUGGUUCGUCCACAAGCCUCCAUAUCCAUCGACAUGUUGUCUAACAGCAGCAUCCUGGAGCUGGCUGAACAACCAGAGGGCUGGGGCUUAGGGGAUCGAGUGGUGGUGGCCAGUACUGACUACUCCAUGCACCAGUCUGAAGAGUUCACCCUGUUGCCCUGCCCAACUUGCACAUCCAACCAGGUCAAGGUCCAAGGUAAGGCUCAGUUCAUCCACAUGGGUGAGGAGGUGGACGGUGUGGAUGUGAGGGCAGAAGUUGGCCUGCUGAGUCGUAACAUCCUGGUUCGUGGGGAGAUGGAGCCUGGCUGCUACGGCAAUGAGGCUUGCAAAUUCUUCGACUUCGACACUUUUGGUGGUCAUUUGAAGGUGGAGCGAGGCUUCAGGGCAGUUCAUAUAUCUGGGCUGGAGCUGCAGCACAUGGGCCAGCAGACAAUGGGACACUACCCCGUUCAUUUCCAUAUGAAUGGAGACGUGGAUGAGAAGGGAGGCUACAACCCCCCCACAUCUGUCAGAGAUCUGUCCAUCCACCACUCCUUCUCUCGCUGCGUAACCAUCCAUGGUUCCAAUGGGCUACUGGUAAAGGAUGUGGUGGGCUAUGACACACUAGGCCACUGUUUUUUCAUGGAGGAUGGUCCAGAGGAGAGGAACACGUUUGACCACUGUCUGGGUCUGAUGGUUCGAGCAGGGACGCUGCUGCCUUCAGACAGAGACAGCAAAAUGUGCCGUGACAUCACUGACGGAGCGUACCCAGGAUAUGUGGCCAACCCUCGCCAAGACUGCAGCGCGACUUCAACUUUCUGGAUCACCAACCCCAAUAACAACCUCAUCAACUGUGCUGCUGCAGGCUCAGAGGAGACAGGCUUCUGGUUCAUCUUCCACCAUGUGCCCACCGGCCCCUCAGAAGGGCUGUACUCCCCUGGACACACAGAACACACUCCUAUGGGCCAGUUCAUCAACAACAGAGCACAUUCCAACCACAGGGCUGGAAUGAUCCUCGAUAAUGGAGUAAAGACCACCCAGGCUAAUGACAAGGACAAGAGACCCUUCCUCUCUCUGAUUGGAGCCAGGUACAGCCCUCACCAGGGUGCUGACCCCUUCAAACCCAGAGUCCCUGCUCUCAUCCACCACUUUGUGGCCUAUAAGAACCAGGACCACGGAGCCUGGCUGAGGGGAGGAGAUGUGUGGCUGGAUGACUGCCAAUUUGCUGAUAAUGGUAUAGGCCUCACUCUGGCAAGCGGAGGGACUUUUCCAGAUGAUGACGGCUCUCGUCAGCAGGUGAAGAACUCACUUUUUGUGGGUGAAAGUGACAACCGUGGGAUGCACCUCCUUGACAACCAGAUCUGGGGCCCUGGGGGCUCUGAUCCCACUGGCAGGACCUUGCCACGGGGCGUUGAUUUUCCAAUCCGCGGCAUGCAGAUUUAUGACGGACCCAUCAAUGUGCAGAACUGUACAUUUCGGAAAUACACAGCUCUGUCCGGACGGCACACCAGUGCCUUUGGCUUCAGGCUCAACAAUUCGUGGCAGAGCUGCCCCAACAAUAACGUCACUGACAUCACCUUUGACCACGUACCCAUCACAUCUCGGGUGUUUUUUGGGGAACCGGGUCCCUGGUUUAAUAAGAUGCAGAUGGAUGGGGACAAAACAACAGUGUUCCAUGAUAUUGAUGGCUCUGUCAGCGAGUAUCCCGGAGCCUUCCUGGUUAAAGAGGACAAUUGGCUGCUCCGUCACCCUGACUGCAUCGACGUGCCUGACUGGAAGGCUGCGAUCUGCAGCGGUCAUUAUGCGCAGAUCUAUGUGCAGACACGUAACCCUGCCAACCUAAACAUGUACAUGGUGAGGGAUGAGUAUCCUGAUCGGCCCCUGAUGCUAGAGGGCGCCUUGGGGAAGAGAAAACACUACCAGCAGUUCCAGCCUGUGAUCACACUGGCCAAAGGCUACACUAUACACUGGGACCAGGCGGCGCCUGCUGAGGUCACCAUCUGGCUCAUCAACUUCAACAAAAAUGAUUGGAUCAAUGUUGGCCUCUGCUACCCACGAAGCACCAACUUCACCAUCAUCUCCGAUAUCCACAACCGCCUGACCAAACAGACCCGCAAGACUGGCGUCUUUGUGAGGACGACGCAGAGAGAGAAGAUCAACCAUUCCCACCUGAUCAGAGGAUACUACUACUGGGAGGAAGACACAGGCCUGCUGUUCCUGAAGGUAAAGGCCCAUAACGACAGGGAGCAGUUUGCCUUCUGCUCCAUCAAGGGUUGUGAGAGGGUGAAGAUCACAGCCAUCAUCCCUAAAGGCAGUCCGCCCAGCAACUGCAUGGCCCAGGCCUACCCCAGACACGCUGAGAUGCCCGUUGUGGAUGUACCUAUGCCCAGAAAGAUACCUAACGCCAGGCUGCACUCACCAGAGCACUUCUUAGAGGUCAAACUGGAGUCUUACAACACUCGCUUCUUCCACAUCAAGGAAGACUUUGCCUUUACUGAGGUGAAUGGUAGGAAGUUGUACCAAGCAGAGGAUGGGGUGCAGGUGACAGUAAUUGAUGGGCAUGAUGGGAAGGUAGUGGAGAGCAAAGGCUUCAGGAACUCAAUCCUGCAGGGCAUCCCGGCACAAAUAGACAACUACAUCAAUGGCUUGAGAGAUGGCUCCAUCGUUCUCAUGACGUCUAAGGGCCGUCUGAUUAUCAGAGGAUCCUGGACUAAAGUUCUGGAGAGACUUGGAGCAGACAAAAGCAUCAAAUUGAAAGAUAAGUUGGCAUUUGUGGGGUUCAAGGGCUCCUUCCACCCUGACUGGGUCAAUCUGGAGGUGAACGCUGACCGUGCAAAGAUCCAUCAGGUCCUGCCUGUCCCUGUGGUGCACAAGAUGAAACUAUGAGGGGCCUGACAAGAGAGCCGAGAGACUAUGUAGGCCCCAAAUACUGAUACACAUAUCCCC
Limanda limanda (common dab) is the source of this 4107-nucleotide messenger RNA. It is a transcript of the gene cemip, whose product is annotated as cell migration inducing hyaluronidase 1. Bases 1 to 4047 code for a protein of 1348 amino acids. The record is from RefSeq and is a predicted model, not a curated record. The transcript is spliced from 28 exons. Lineage: Eukaryota; Metazoa; Chordata; Actinopteri; Pleuronectiformes; Pleuronectidae.